UUAACCUGCUGGCAACUUUCUACCUCUUCCCAAGUCACCAUUGAAUUAGUGCCACCCCAAGUGGUAGAAGGAGAAGAAGUCCUAUUCCUUGUCCACAAACUGUCAGAAAAUCUUAUGUCUUUAGGCUGGUUCAAAGGAAAAAUAGUUAUAAAUUGUGGAAUUGUACUGUAUGCUACAAACAGAAAAAUAAGUAUGAUGGGGCCCAUGUACAGUCCUAGAGAGACCUUGUACAGAAAUGGGUCCCUAUUGAUCCUCAAUGUCACCCAGAAGGACAUAGGAUUCUACACCCUAAGAACCUUAAAUAGUCAUGGAGAUAUUGUGUCAACAUCCAUAUUCCUCCAUAUAAAUGGUCUUGUUUUUCAGUGCUGUAACUCUCUGGCUUCUGCCAAAUUCGUUGUCGAGUCCACGCCAAGGUAUGCUGCUGAAGGGGAAAGUGUUCUUCUCCUCGUUCAUAAUCUGCCAGAAGAGCUGAUAUCCUUCUCCUGGUACUAUUCAGUGUAUACGGUCACAACCUUUAAAAUUGUAGACUACCAUGGAAUCAGGAAUAUCACCACCUGGAGUGAUGCAGAUAGAGGAAGAGGGAUGGUGUAUGCCAGUGGAUCUCUACUGCUCCAAGACAUCACUGGGGAAGAUGCAAGAAUGUACACACUUGAACUUUUAAAUAUAAAUAACAAGGUUGAAAGAGCACACGUGCAGUUUUAUGUAUACAAGAUGGUGACAGAGCCCUUCAUUCAAAUCACCAACACCACAGUCAAUGAACACAGAUCUGUGACCUUCUCCUGUGUUUCACCUGAUGUUGAACUCUCCUUCCAUUGGUUCUUUAAUAACCACAAUCUGCAGCCUACAGAUAGCAUAAAGCUGUCUCCAUCAAAGUGUGAAGUCAGAAUAGAUAAUGUCAGAAUUGAGGAUGCCGGAGAGUACCAGUGUGUGGUCAUGAACCGAGCUGGUAGAGAAGUGGGCAGUCAUCCAGUCAGGUGA
Molecule: messenger RNA, 978 nt
Organism: Mus pahari (shrew mouse)
Lineage: Eukaryota; Metazoa; Chordata; Mammalia; Rodentia; Muridae
Product: pregnancy-specific glycoprotein 22-like
Exons: 3
Biological process (GO): T cell activation
Cellular component (GO): external side of plasma membrane
Source: RefSeq, a predicted model, not a curated record